AAACUGACCUUUUUGUAAAAUACCUUUUUAUCUUGUGCUGAAAAUUUAGCUUUUAUGUGGGGGCAGAAUUGCUAUGAGAAAGGCAUACGUAUAGACUAAUACUAUUCAAAAAAAGGUAAAGUCAUUCUGUAACAGCUUAAAGCAAAAGGAAGGAGAAGAAUCUAAAACUGGAUAAUUUAAUGCCCGCAAAGGAUAGCUUGAUAAUUUUAGGAAGAGGCCUGACUUGAAAAAUGUCAAGCAAACGGAAGAAAGAGCCUCUGCUGACCAAGCAAGAGGCAGCAGAUGAGUUAUCACACACCAUUAAGAAAAUCAUUGGGUCGUCCUGAAGCGGAGGCCAGAGAAGAGACAAGGGCAUGAGCGUCGGAGAGUUACAGCCAUGCCUUUCUUGGAUGUGCGGAAAAGGUUCGGAAUUAACCUAGAUCGGUCGUGGACAAUCCAAAGUGCCGAACAGCCCUACAAGUUUCCUGCUCGAUGCCAUGCUUUUGAAAAAGAAUGGGUGGAAUGUACACAUGGAAUCGAUACUACCCAGGCAGAGAAGGAGUGCAAGAUAGAAUAUGAUGAUUUUGUAGAGUGUUUACUUUGGAAAAAAACGAUGAAACGUAUGGAUACCAUCUGGAGGCAACGGGAAAAACUGAUGAAGGAAAGGAAGUACACCCCUCCACCUCACCACAUGGGCAAGGGGGAGCCUUGGCACUGAGCAGACACAGCUACUGAUUAUCUGGAGGCCGAUUUUCAUGUUCUCUGUUCUUCACUGGAAAGGUUGUUUAUGGAAAACCUCCUUAUCAAAGUGUGUAAAAAUAAAGUAUUGCUCCAUCCUAAAAAAAAAAAA
Messenger RNA from Sapajus apella (tufted capuchin), 829 nucleotides. Its product is annotated as NADH dehydrogenase [ubiquinone] iron-sulfur protein 5-like. NCBI's taxonomy places the organism in Eukaryota, Metazoa, Chordata, Mammalia, Primates, Cebidae. The record is from RefSeq and is a predicted model, not a curated record. The transcript has a single exon. Gene Ontology annotation, biological process: mitochondrial respiratory chain complex I assembly. The coding region runs from base 377 to 697 and encodes 106 amino acids.